Messenger RNA from Zonotrichia leucophrys gambelii, 2439 nucleotides. RefSeq names its product opioid receptor kappa 1 (gene OPRK1). Gene Ontology annotation, biological process: sensory perception of pain; G protein-coupled opioid receptor signaling pathway; neuropeptide signaling pathway. Gene Ontology annotation, cellular component: plasma membrane; neuron projection. The record is from RefSeq and is a predicted model, not a curated record. NCBI's taxonomy places the organism in Eukaryota, Metazoa, Chordata, Aves, Passeriformes, Passerellidae. Gene Ontology annotation, molecular function: dynorphin receptor activity; neuropeptide binding. Bases 374 to 1519 code for a protein of 381 amino acids. The transcript is spliced from 4 exons.
AGAGAGAGUGGAGAACGUGUGCAUCAGUGCAGAGUGCUGCUGGAGCCCUGGCAGAGCGAGAGGGAGGCAGAGGGAGCCUGAGAGAGAAAAGGCGAAGUGGUGGGAGCUGGAACAGCAGCAUCUGCUGCUGCUGCACGCUGCAGCUCCUGCCUGGGAGCCGGCUCUGCUGCCAGCACGCCUCUCUGAGGGAGCAGGUGCCUCACAUCCAAAACUCCUAGGUGGUCAGUGGCACUUCCAGGAGCCAAGCAAGGCGGCUUUAUUCUUUUCUUUUCCUGCCAAGAGCACCUGUUUGAGGACUCCGCUUCUUUUCCUGGACUGAAAGCAUACUUGCCUCCUGCUGUGUGCACUCCUCCUGGUGUCGGACGGUGCCCCCAUGGAUGCCCCCAUACAGAUUUUCCGUGAGGAGCCAGACUCCACCUGCUCCCCAGGGCCCUGCCGGCCCCCCAGCACCAGCAGCAGCUGGCUCCCGGGCUGGGCAGACUAUGACACCAACGCCACUGGGGCCUUUGGGAACGGCCAGCACAACCACACCAGCAUCUCCCCCGCCAUUCCCAUCAUCAUCACCGCCGUCUACUCGGUGGUCUUCGUUGUGGGCUUGGUCGGAAACGCCCUGGUCAUGUUUGUCAUCAUAAGGUACACGAAGAUGAAGACAGCAACCAACAUCUACAUCUUCAACCUGGCUAUGGCAGAUGCACUUGUUACCACGACCAUGCCUUUCCAAAGCACUGAGUACCUGAUGAACUCCUGGCCCUUUGGUGAUGUGCUGUGUAAAAUAGUGAUUUCUAUUGACUAUUACAACAUGUUUACCAGCAUUUUCACGCUCACCAUGAUGAGUGUGGAUCGGUACAUUGCUGUGUGUCACCCUGUGAAGGCUCUGGACUUUCGUACACCUCUCAAAGCAAAGAUAAUCAACAUCUGUAUCUGGCUGCUGUCCUCAUCUGUUGGUAUAUCAGCAAUAGUUCUUGGAGGCACCAAAGUCAGGGAAGAUACCGCUAGCACUGAAUGCUCCUUGCAGUUUCCAGACAGAGAUUAUGUGUGGUGGGACAUCUUCAUGAAAAUCUGUGUCUUUGUCUUUGCGUUUGUUAUUCCAGUUCUCAUUAUAAUUGUUUGCUAUACUCUGAUGAUUCUGCGCCUGAAAAGUGUGCGGCUUCUCUCCGGCUCUCGGGAGAAAGACCGAAACCUGCGCCGCAUCACCAGGCUGGUGCUUGUGGUUGUGGCAGUCUUUAUCAUCUGCUGGACCCCAAUUCACAUUUUUGUGCUGGUGGAGGCCUUAGGGGACGUGUCCCACAGCACUGCUGCCAUAUCCAGCUAUUACUUCUGCAUUGCUCUGGGUUACACCAACAGCAGCCUCAACCCAAUCCUUUAUGCCUUUUUGGAUGAAAACUUCAAGAGAUGCUUCAAGGACUUCUGCUUCCCCUUCAAGAUGAGGAUGGACAGGCAGAGCACCAGCAGAGUCAGAAACACUGUGCAAGACCCAGCUUACAUGAGAGAAGCAGGUGGGGCAAACAAACCUGUAUGACUAGUUGUGGAAAUGUCCUCUUACUGUCCUCAGGAGAGGGAGGAGUCCAAUGACCUAGGACUGACACAGAUUACCACUGCAGUUUGAAAUCGACUCACCCAGACAGACAUUUCUGGAAUAUUUCAGAAAUCCCAUCAGUUUGAACUAAUGCAAGUUUAUUAUUGAUAAACAAGAAUCUCCUGUAAAUCAGCUCAAAGGAGAAGGACCUGGUUGAUGGUCAGGUUUUGGCACCAUAUCUGCUGUACUUGAGCCAGCACUAAAACACACAUUUGCAGAGUGAAGAGAUUGUGUUGCACCAGGUGAUUCCGGAUAAGAAUAGUUCUCACUUUUCUCUUUACAAUAUGUAACAUUGCAAAAGGCAACAUUUGGUCAUAAAACUGAACUGUACCAGAAACUUCUGCCCCAACAGUGAUUGCUUCUAAAGUACGGAGUUUGACAACUUGAUCCUCUUUAACAGUGAAGAGUGCUAGGUUUCUGUGAACAGUGCCACAGCUAUAAUCAAUAUUGUCCUCAAUUAAUAUAUCUGUAACCCUUGUUUGUGUUGUGAAAAUCCAAUUUGAGCAUGAUCUACCCACACACCAAAGUGAUUUUAUUGUCUGUGUAUGGUCAAGCCUUUUGGCAUUCAAAAAUACUGGAAUUUAAUGGGAAUUGUUAUCACAUGUUUAAUCAUCUCUGUGUAAUGUUUUGUAUGUGUGAUUUUCCAAGAUGGUUGUUUCUUUAUUGAGUCUGAAUAAUAUAAUAUGCAUUUUCAGAGUGUAUAUUGAACAAGAGGCUAGAAAACUUCAAAUGUUUCACUUGUUACAAAAUUGAUGAAAAGUUGUGUUAUAUUCAUUACAUGGAGGAAACACUCUCAUGUGUAACUUGUUUUCCUGGACAGUAUGUAAGCAGACUGAAAUAAAUAUUUGACAAAUUAGAAACAA